ACGCUCACCGUCGCAUCACACGGAAUGUUUUUGUCGCUGCAGCGCUCCAGUCGGAAGCUGCGCAAGCGUGUCGCUCAUCUCUGUCAGUUAACGGCUUUAUGCACCUAUUUUUUCUUGAUCUGUAAUUUGUAUUUAUCAGUUUCUGUUGCAGAGGAUAUCUUUGUGUGAUGCUCAUGGCUGCUCGGACAGUCUGUCAGAUGCUUCAGCGCCGUCUAGCGUCUAGUGCAGCGGCUGCAUGCCUCUCAUCUGCAGAACUGCGCAGUCAUCGCAGUGCUCUGUUCUCUAAAGAGCAGGUACGUCAGAGAUCUCUGUAUCCGCGGACAGAGAAGAUCGAGGUGAUGCUACAGGGUCCCGGCCUACAGGGGACCCUGCUGGUCAUGAACAGAGGCCUGUCGACGCCGUACAGCUGCACACGCCAUCUGACAGAGUGGCAUGUGAAGAGCUCAGCUCUGGCUCUGGUGGACGGACAGCCGUGGCACAUGCACCAACCUUUGAUCCACUCCUGUGACCUCACCCUUCUCACCUUCAAAGAUGAUGACCCUCAGAUAGCCAACCAGGCUUACUGGCGCUCCUGUGCGGCUCUUCUGGGUCAUGUGCUCGACGAAGCGUUUAAGGACGAGUUCAGCGUUGAGCUGCUGAAGCUUCCUGAAGUGCCAGUGACCGCUGGCGCUUUCUGUUGUGAUCUGGUUCUGGACUCUCGUUUAGACUCCUGGACACCUACAGAGGUCAGAACUGCUUCAUCUCAGACGCUGUUAACAUGCAUGUGUAAACAGGAGGAAGUUGAAGAAAGAGCAGCUCAAAGCCAGAAUGGGACGGUGUCAUUAUACAGGUGUGGAGAUCAUGUGACAGUGAGCGGAGGCCCUCUAGUGGCUCGUACGGGUCUCUGCUCUCAGUAUGAGGUCACAUCUGUCCAUAAGGUGGGAGAGUGCGAGUGGGGUGUCCUGCGCCGGGCUCAGGGGCUCUCGCUGCCCCUCAACCUCACUGCUCAUCAUAAUGUGUGGAAGAUGCUGCGGAAAAGAGCAGAAAGACUAGUGGAGAUUCCCUCAUCCCCAACAGUGACUCCUCCUCUCAUAACAGAAGCCACGCCCACUGACACACCCCCUCAGCAGUAAUCACCCAGCAUUGAGUGUUAUAUUGUUGAACAAAAAUGUUUGUAACAUGUAGAAAGUCUACUUUUGUUUUAUUGUGUUUGAAUGAGCGUCUCACAUUACUGACAAAAACAUCAUGAAUAAUUUCAGUGAUUUAAGUGAUCCUUCUUUUUGCUUCCAACAAAUGAAUGACUGGAAAUCACAAAGUUGGUUGCUAGUAGAUCAUGCGAGUCUGUGUUACUGACUAUCAUAAUUAAUUCAAAAUAUGUAUACUCUUUUUACAAGAUUCAUUUUAUAAAACAGUCAUAACAAAUCUUCAACCAAAAUCAAAUUGUAUCUGUUCAG
Messenger RNA from Sinocyclocheilus grahami, 1433 nucleotides. It is a transcript of the gene mrpl39, whose product is annotated as mitochondrial ribosomal protein L39. Bases 168 to 1112 code for a protein of 314 amino acids. Gene Ontology annotation, molecular function: nucleotide binding; RNA binding. NCBI's taxonomy places the organism in Eukaryota, Metazoa, Chordata, Actinopteri, Cypriniformes, Cyprinidae. The record is from RefSeq and is a predicted model, not a curated record. The transcript is spliced from 9 exons. Gene Ontology annotation, cellular component: mitochondrion.